Molecule: messenger RNA, 618 nt
Organism: Chaetura pelagica (chimney swift)
Lineage: Eukaryota; Metazoa; Chordata; Aves; Apodiformes; Apodidae
Gene: SOX8
Product: SRY (sex determining region Y)-box 8
Exons: 4
Coding region: 1-618 (205 amino acids)
Biological process (GO): negative regulation of transcription by RNA polymerase II; enteric nervous system development; morphogenesis of an epithelium
Cellular component (GO): nucleus
Molecular function (GO): DNA-binding transcription factor activity, RNA polymerase II-specific; RNA polymerase II cis-regulatory region sequence-specific DNA binding
Source: RefSeq, a predicted model, not a curated record
AUGGGAGCACACUCCUCUACCUGCUGCAAGCUGAUCUUUACUUUGCUGAGCGAAAAUGAGAAACGUCCCUUUGUGGAAGAAGCUGAGCGUCUCAGGGUCCAGCACAAAAAGGAUCACCCGGAUUAUAAAUACCAGCCCCGGAGGAGGAAAAGUGUAAAAGCUGGGCAGAGUGACUCCGACUCGGGCGCCGAGCUCAGCCACCACCCGGGCACCCAGAUCUACAAAGCAGACAGCGGGCUGGGGGCCAUGCCUGAUUCCCACCACCACGGUGAUCACACAGGCCAGACCCAUGGGCCUCCCACCCCACCUACCACCCCCAAAACCGACCUCCACCACGGCAGCAAGCAGGAGCUGAAGCACGAGGGCCGCCGCCUCGUGGAGAGCGGCCGCCAGAACAUUGACUUCAGCAACGUGGACAUCUCCGAGCUGAGCAGCGAGGGCUCCAACUACUACAACCCCUACCCCGGCUACCCCUCCAGCAUUUACCAGUACCCCUAUUUCCACUCCUCUCGCCGUCCCUACGCGACGCCCAUCCUCAACGGUUUGUCCAUCCCGCCGGCCCACAGCCCCACCGCUAACUGGGACCAGCCAGUCUAUACAACCCUGACCAGGCCUUAA